GAGGUACAACAAUCAUGUUCGUACAGUCAGUCAUACCAUACAAUACAUGAUCGAUCAAUCCAGCAUUUAAGGCGUGUUUGGUGGUUACAGUUAUUCCAUUCGUCUGCUUCAGUAAUUGCAUGGUAUGUUCGUACGUUGAAUUGAAUAUAUUUCUAGUCCAAGUUGUCUUAAUCCAACAUGUACGACAAAAACCCUUAGCGGCCAACAUGGUUUUCUUAAUUAGACAGUUGGUGAACACAAGGAUGAAAGAAGGUGAAACCGUGACAGAUCACGUCAACGAGUUUAAUUCAAUCAUAUACAUGUUAGGUUCGGUUGAGAUUAAAUUCGACGAUGAAGUUCAAAUAUUACUUUUGUUAUCAUCUUUGCCCGAUAGUUGGUCCGGUACAGUCACAGCAGUUAGUAGUUCGGUUGGAACCACUAAGCUUACCUUUGAAGGUUGUUGAGGUUUAGUCCCGUAGAUCCGUAAGCCCAACAUAAACUUCGGAUAUUAAGGACGAUGGAUUCGGUAUAAAAGUAAUAAAUAUAUAAAAGUGUAUGAACUAGCUAUUUUUACGUGGAAACCCGGAAAGGGAGAAAAUCACGGGACUUUAUAGGCUAACGUCCAAGCCCGCUCUUUCUCAUUAAUAUGCUCUCCUCACCGUUAGGGAGUCAUUUUAAAACUCUCCAAGCAGCAGUCUCCAAAGACCAAUGAAGACAAAGAAGAAAUGGCUAAAGUUCCUUAUGCAUCACCGUUGGCAGUUUGAUGUACGUGAUGGUGUCAACAAGGCUGGACAUUGCACAUGCAGUGGGAGUUGUUAGCAGGUUCAUGUCAAAUCUAGGGAAGGAACAUUGGGAAGGAGUUAAGUGGCUAUUGCGCUACUUGAAAGGCACUUCUGAAACUGCCAUAUGUUUCAGGAGGAAUGGUGUAAUCCUAGAAGUAUUUACCGAUGCUGAUUUGGGGUGCUGUUAUGAUUCCGGAAAGAGCACUACGGGGUAUGUAAUCACUAUUGGAGGUACGGCGAUCAGUUGGAUGUCCAGACUACAGUGUGGCUCUUUCAACCACAGAAGCAGAGUAUAUGGCCCUUGCUGAAGCGGCCAAGGAGUUGAUCUGGUUGAAGAACUUUCUUUCGGAGUUGGGCAUGAAGCAUGGAGAUUGCGUUCUAUAUUGUGACAACCAGAGUGAUAUUCAUCUCACGAAGAAUCCGGUGUUUCACAGCAGAACGAAACACAUCAAGAUGCGGUAUCAUUUCAUUCGAGAGUUGAUUGAAGAUGGUACUAUAAAUUUGAAAAAGAUCAUUGGUACGAAGAAUCCAGCAGACAUGCUUAUCAAGGCGGUGACAACGGAGAAGUUGAAGCUAUGCAUCGUUUCAACUGGCCUUCCAGAAACUUGAUGAGAAGGCGUGAAUGAGAGAGAGAGAGAGAUCAGGGGUUUUACAGAGGAUACAUGUUCUUGGAUGGCAGAUGAUUGUUGAACAAGCAUCCAAGUGGGAGAUUGUUGAUGAUGGAGCCUUGUUCUGAAUGCUAGAGCAGUUACCCGACUGGGUACAUUGGGUUACCCGAUCAGGUAUGAAGAUGAAUUUGGCCGGGCAACUUUCUCGAAGUAAUACCCGACCGGGUAGGGUUUUUUACCCGACCAGGUAUGUUGACAGUUUUGGACCAGAGGAGAUAUCCGCCUGGCGACAAGACCGGGUACCGUGGAGAAAAGUCUUCUAGGAUAGAUACCCGACCGGGUACAGGAGGGUACCUGACCGGGUAUGCGGGAAAAAAUUAAUACGGGCGUAGUUUUUGGGCCUGCGGCUCUAAUUAUUGUUUAUGUUUCCUUAAACCUAUUUAAACGACUCUUAUGUACUUGUAAACCC
Messenger RNA from Cuscuta europaea, 1838 nucleotides. The record is from the annotation of a GenBank genome assembly. Lineage: Eukaryota; Viridiplantae; Streptophyta; Magnoliopsida; Solanales; Convolvulaceae.